GAAAAGAGAAAGAAAAGCAGAGAAAAGAAGAAAGAAAAGCAGAGAAGAAAAGAAUGAAGAAGUGUGAGCUGUGUGAAGGGUUGGCUCGAAUGCACUGCGAAUCAGACCAAGCAAACCUGUGUUGGGACUGCGACGUGGAGGUUCAUGGUGCCAAUUUCCUCGUGGCGAAGCACAGCCGGACCCUCCUCUGCCGUGUCUGCCAAAACCCAACUCCCUGGCUUGCCUCGGGUCGCAACCUCAGCCCUGCUGUCUCUGUUUGCGAGUCAUGCGUCGGCAACAACAACAAGAAAAACAACGGCAGUAUUUGUGAAGUGACUGAUCAGCAGGAAGAGUCAUCCGAGGAAGAAUAUGAAGACGAUGAAGAAGAAGAAGAAGAAGAAGAAGAUCAUGAAGAGGAGGAGGAGGAGGAGGAAGAGGAAGAGGAAGAGGAGGUUGAAGAUGGGGAAAAUCAAGUGGUUCCAUGGUCAGGGGAUUCUUCUUCUUUUUCGAUGUCAAAGCCGGUGUCUAGCUUGGAUUCUUUGAGUAGCAGUGAAGGUGGUGAUGGUGGUGGUUUACGAUUGAAGAGGAUGAGAGAGCAUCUAAGUUUUUACUCUGAUGAUGAGUUUGGGUGCUCCUCAUCUCAUGUGGGCUCAGGAGGGUCAACCAAUGGGGAAGCAACAUCUAUGGGCUCAUCAAGGUUAUCGAAGCAACCAAGAUUAUGUGAAGUUAAUCAAUCAGCUAGAAAUCAAGAUCACAGUGAAACAGAGUCAAGAUCAACUGCUAUAAUCAGCUCUUUGAAAAGACUUCAAAACCACAUGAUCACCAAUGACAAUGAUGCAUCAGCUACAAUCCUCGGGAUCUGCAGGUUGAGCAGAGAUCAGAGCCCUUUAGAUUUCACUUCCCACUAAUUCUCUUAUUCAAUCCUAACCCACACAAAUUACAAUCCCCUGAGGUAGUUCUUCCUGUUUUUGGAAAUAUUUCAAUUUUCUUUGUCUUCAUUGUGGAAAUUGGUGGAAUUUGCUUUCCUCUUUUGUUUUUUUUUUUUUGGGUGUCAUGAUAAUAGUUGCAAUGUUGUAAUUUUGCUUACAUUUUUUUUAGUAAUAUUAUGUAUUUUUCCAUUCAAGCA
Molecule: messenger RNA, 1105 nt
Organism: Theobroma cacao (cacao)
Lineage: Eukaryota; Viridiplantae; Streptophyta; Magnoliopsida; Malvales; Malvaceae
Gene: BBX28
Product: B-box type zinc finger family protein
Molecular function (GO): zinc ion binding
Source: RefSeq, a predicted model, not a curated record